AUGACAGUUCAAGAACAGACAGCACCCACCGGCGCCGGUGUCCUAACCAACGCCGAUGGCCUCAUAAUUCUGACGAGACCAGAAACCGCAAAGAAAGAUACCAUAACCAUCAAAAUCCCCGACCUCUUCAUCUCUAUCGUGGGAAAACCGAGGGAACUCAACCCGUUCUUAGAGGAAACUACAAGUACCGAUGAUUGGGCAUGCAAGGUACUUCGUUUCGACGAAAGGCUUACCAAGGAAUGGGUUGAUAUGAAAUUUCCAUUCCUUUGCGCCUCUAUGGUCCCAAAUUCAACCGAGCAGCCUCUGCAGGCUUUUACUGAAUGGGUUUCUUGGUCUAUUCCUUUUGAUGAUCGUGUCGACGGCGGAGAUCUUGCAGAUGACCUCAACGGGGCUGCCGAAGAAAUCAUUCAAAGCCUUGCAAUAAUGGACGACGAUUAUCCAACCAUCGACCCCGAAGGGAACGGAGUUCGACAUAUGUUCCAGAAACUAUGGUGGAGAGUUAGCAAAUACGCACCACCAGACGAAAGGCGCCGACAUAAACGAUUGAACCGAGAUUAUAUGCUCGGGUUACUCCAACAGAUCAAGUGGUUGGGAUACAAAGAUAGAAUCCUGACAGUGGAUGAAUAUCUAGCGUUUAGACGUCCAAACUCAGGCAUGGGGCCAACAUGGUCGGUUACCGAAGCGAACAAAAUUCCAUGUGAAGUUGUGGAACAUCCAUCUGUUGAGAUCUUUAGAGAUUUAGUCAUCGAUAUAGUAUCAAUCGCCAACGAUAUUUAUUCUUGUCCAAAGGAUAUCCCUAACGGUGAAGGUUCCAAUAUUAUUUCCGUCCUCCUAAGACAAGGUUAUUCCCUCCAAGAUGCCAUCGACGAAGCCGGCAAGAUGGUCCUUGACAGGUAUAAAAUAUGGGAACAAGCGGUCCGUGACUUGCCAUCUUGGGGUGAGGAAGUCGAUGCGGUCGUUUUAAAACUUGUUCAAGCUUACUCAGAUGUCUGCUGGGGGAAUAUGAACUGGAGUUUUGUUACAUCCCGAUAUAUGGGAAAUGAAAAGGAACAGGCUCGAACCACGGGGUUGCUCACUUUCGCUGCUAAGGAUAUCGAGAAAACGGCUCGAUUGCCGCAGAGUUCCUAA
Molecule: messenger RNA, 1128 nt
Organism: Orbilia oligospora ATCC 24927
Lineage: Eukaryota; Fungi; Ascomycota; Orbiliomycetes; Orbiliales; Orbiliaceae
Exons: 8
Coding region: 1-1128 (375 amino acids)
Source: RefSeq, a predicted model, not a curated record